AUGGCACCUGAACCCCCUCAACCUUUCCCAGUCGCAAAAAACCGCGAUGCGAUCGCAAACACACUCUCACUCCUCCUCGCCUCCAGGACAUCCAUAGGAAAAUCUAUGCCCCUUACUCGAGAUCUACCGCGCAAGCAACGCACUGUACCACUCGACAACGAUGAUGAUCUUACCCGUGGCGCACGGCCAAACGAAGGAUUAGGCUAUGUUCCUGAGAAAAAAGACGUUCAAAAGUUUGCAAAUUCAAAAGAGGAGAGAAUGCUAAGGGGCAGGUUGAACAGAGAUGCCAAGGGCAAUCUCAAGAAAAAGGCUGAAGAGAGCGAGAGUGAGGAUGAAGCUGGACGAAGUGCGCUGGGCAAAAGAAAGAGGCCUCGGAAGGAGAAGGAGGUUGAACCGGAGCCAGAGUCUGAGAAUCCGACUGCUCCUGUUACAAUUGGGGAUAAGGAGAAGAACGAAAACGGAGGAGAGCCUGAGGUGGAUGUGGAUAUGAAGGACACUGCAACACAUGAUGAUCCUAGUUUGGGCGAUGGGCAGACAGAAAAGAAGCGGAAGAAGAGCAAGAAGAAGAAGAAGCAAAAGACAGCACCGGCGGUGGCAGAGUAG
This is a messenger RNA of Fusarium musae, 603 nucleotides long. RefSeq lists its product as uncharacterized. The record is from RefSeq and is a predicted model, not a curated record. The coding region runs from base 1 to 603 and encodes 200 amino acids. NCBI's taxonomy places the organism in Eukaryota, Fungi, Ascomycota, Sordariomycetes, Hypocreales, Nectriaceae. The transcript has a single exon.